Molecule: messenger RNA, 980 nt
Organism: Selaginella moellendorffii
Lineage: Eukaryota; Viridiplantae; Streptophyta; Lycopodiopsida; Selaginellales; Selaginellaceae
Product: RNA polymerase II-associated factor 1 homolog
Exons: 3
Coding region: 1-816 (271 amino acids)
Source: RefSeq, a predicted model, not a curated record
AUGGCGGAUGGAAGUGGAGGAGAGGCCGCCCUGGCGAUGGCAGAGGUGAAGAGAAGAGCGCGCGAUGAGAUCGCCGGCGACGCUGCUGCUGGAGGCAAGAGAUUACGCGCGACGGAGCUCUUCGAUGAGCCGCUCGCGGCGGCGUCGCGGCCAUCGCCAGGGAUCAAGCACCAGGCGCAGGAGAAUGGGGUAAGCAUCAGGGACGAGGAAUUCGCGACCGCCGAGGUUGUGAAUGCCAGCCGGGGCAGCGCAGCGGCCGUGGAAGAUUUCGGGGAGGAGGAGGAUGGACUGCGGUCGGAUGUAGAGGAGGAGGAAGAGGAGGAGUUUGUAGAUGAGACCGAGAGCGACGAAGAGGACGAUGAUGGGGAAGAAGGGGAUUACACGGACGAGGACGACUACAGCGAUGUGGAGCUCCAGCUAUCGGGCGCUCAAAAUCGCCCGAGAAGGAUAGAGAAGGGGAUCGUCCUGGACAAGGGGAAGAACAAGGCGGCGGCGGCGGCGGCGGCUCCUCCGCAGGACUACAAAGGCAAAGGCAAGGCGAUCGUCCAGGAGGAGGACAGUAGCAGCGACGAUAGCGAAGUGGGCGUGGACGAGGACGAGUUCCUCAAGGCAAACAUGGCAGCGCUCAGGGACGCCGAUGCGCUGGAGGAGGUGGACUUGAACAACAUUCUUCCCACAAGGACGCGCCGGCGGACGAUCCAGCAGCCCGUCCAUUGCGAUGAUCCUGGCAAUGGAUCCAGCGAGGAGGACGAAGACUAUGUUGCCGGUGGCGAGCUCGGCACUCCAGGAGGAGGAGGAGGAGGAGGAGGGAAAUGAUCACGCUGCUGUACGUGGUGACCUGUUGCCUAUGCGUAUUUCAUUGCUGCAAAAUGUUUGCCAGUUUUGAUGCAAUGUAGGGUUUUUUUGUCUUCCUGGUAACUUUUAUUUUCUUACUUUCUAACUCAAUGUAAAUAUUGGAUUUUCAACUACCUCCUCGAAUA